Penicillium mononematosum is the source of this 372-nucleotide messenger RNA. RefSeq lists its product as uncharacterized. Bases 1 to 372 code for a protein of 123 amino acids. The record is from RefSeq and is a predicted model, not a curated record. The transcript is spliced from 2 exons. Lineage: Eukaryota; Fungi; Ascomycota; Eurotiomycetes; Eurotiales; Aspergillaceae.
AUGACCAUUUACGAUCAACUACUCUUCCAUCGGGUGGUUUUCGUCAACCUUAGAAAGAUCUUUAGCCCUGGAUGGCUCACUCGGCAGAAGAUACUUUCGCAAUACCAGCGUCGGGGCAUUAAGCAUGCUUCCGAUAUCGAAGAUGUGACCCGUCCGAUGCGAUAUUGUGUGCGCAACAAACCAGAGCUCAACUUCAACGACCAGACCAACAAUUCCAACUUGCAUUGUCAAGCAUCCUGGAGGAAAAGCCCCGGCUACGAAGCGGCCUCCAUCGAGUCGUCAAAUGCAGUGAAGUAUUUGGGAAUUUGUAAGAUUCCAGCUGUUAGCAAAGGAAAGGCUCCUACGGAAUGGUUUUAUCAGGUUCACCAUUGA